AUUUUCUAUACUCUCAUUCUGGUCCCAGUCUGGAGCCUCUUGUAAAACAUCUACGAGACGGGACAAGAGGUGGAGAGGGGGGGUUGUCCCUGUAGACGCUUCCAGAAAAGAAGCAUUUAAAGAAAUACAACAGGAUUUAUGAAAAGUUAUACAUGACAAAGACUGGCAAAAGAGAACAAAUCGUGCAAGUAAUAAGCGAGUAAAUAAAUAGUCCUGAGAUCAUGAGUUGCUGAGUCACUGAAAGUUGAUGUGGGUGGAGUUAUCCACGUUGGUCAGGAGCCCAGUAGUUGAAUGAAUGCUGCGAACUAUCUACGACUGGUUCUGGUGGGACCGUCUCUGGCUCCCGUACAACCUAACAUGGGCUGACCUGGAGGACCGCGACGGGCGCGUCUACGCCAAGGCCAGCGACCUCUACGUGACCAUUCCUUGUGCCUUCGCUCUAAUGUUGAUCCGAUAUGUCUUCGAGAGAACCAUAGCCACUUACUUUGCACACUUACUGGGCAUUAAAGAGAAGGUCCGCUUAAAGGUGAAACCCAACCCUAUUUUGGAAAAAUCCUUCAGUCUCUCAUCGAAACAUCCCAAACAGAGCGAAAUUGAAAGCCUCGCCAAGAGCAGCAGCCUGACGCCUCGCCAGGUGGAGCGGUGGUUCCGGCGACGGCGAAACCAGGCCCGGCCCAGUGUACUGAAGAAGUUCCGGGAAGCUUGCUGGCGGUUCACCUUCUACCUGGUCGCCUUCGUUGCCGGCAUGGCAGUUAUAGUAGACAAACCUUGGUUCUACGACUUGCGGGAGACGUGGAAAGGGUUCCCGAUCCAGACGAUGUUACCCUCACAGUACUGGUAUUACAUGAUCGAGCUGGGAUUCUACUGGUCUUUGCUUUUCACCGUAGCCUCUGAUGUAAAGAGGAAGGACUUCAAGGAGCAGAUCAUCCACCACGUGUCCACCAUCAUCCUCAUCGGCUUCUCCUGGUGCACCAACUACAUCCGUGCUGGGACUCUGGUCAUGGCUGUGCACGAUGCCUCAGACUACUUCCUUGAGUCUGCCAAGAUGUUCAACUACGCUGGCUGGAAGACGACGUGUAACUGCCUCUUCAUCCUCUUCGCUGUGGCUUUCUUCACCACCAGGCUCAUCAUCUUCCCCUUCUGGAUCAUCCAUUGCACUGUGAUUUACCCCCUCGAGCUUUACCCUCCCUUCUUCGGGUAUUACUUCUUCAACGGAAUCCUCGUCGUUCUCCAGCUCCUGCACAUCUUCUGGGCCGCCCUCAUCCUACGGAUGGCCCUCAAGUUCAUGACUGGGAAGAUAGUGGAGGAUGAACGUAGUGACCGGGAAGAGACGGACAACUCAGAGGACGAGGAACCGGUGAAGAAUGGCCCAGUGUCCAAUGGCCACACAGCGCUCAACAGCAACCACAGCAAGACUGACUAGUGCUUGCUAUUCCUUGGGGAGGAAGUGUGGGGAAGGGAGGGGGAGAGAGAGUGGGGAAAAAACUACACUCCCCCUCCAUUUCCUUCCUCUCCCUCCUGGUAACAACUGCACGCCAGAUGGGGGAAAUAAUAUUUUUUAACGUUAAGUGGGGGGUGGGGAGGGGGAAAGAGAGAGAGAGAGAAAAAUAAUCACAGCUUUAAUAUAUUAAAAGAACUAGCUGGAGAAAUGAAUAUCUUAACUAGCCCUCCCUCCCCCCUCACCCCUCUCUGAAUUUUUGAGAAGGUGGUGGGGGGGGGGGGGUGAAUGAUGUGCGGUUAUCUAAAGGAGGGACAGAAGAGGAGAAGAUACCCCAAAGCUCUUGAAUAGUGGGUCUGUAUGCCUCCAAGCAGUAUUUUCUUUUUAGUUUGCUUAUUUACCACACUCCUUCCUUCCUGGACUCAUCUUUGGAGGGGGGUGAUAGAGGGUUGGUUACCAUGGUGGGAUCGCACCUUGUAACAUGCAAUCUUUUGUUUCUGAGGAGCAUUUCUUUAAUAAAAAGACAAUAACUCGCUUUGGAAAGCUUGAACAGCUCGGUAGGGGGAGAGCUGUGGAAGGUCUGGGUGCCUGGAGAAUUGCCAAGAGGGUGAGGGUCAGCUCACAACUCACCCACUGACCUCCUCUACAGCCCCAUCCAAGGCAUUGCUUGGCUGUGAGAGGAAGAGGGAUGUUGAGGAUGCGAGUGGGAAGGGGAGACUGUCUACUGUUCCGACUCCCCAUAUCAGGAGUGAUAAUAGGUUUUGUGAUUGGAUGGGGAGGGGUAGGGAGUCUAGUCGUGAAUUCAUUGCAUCCCUAUACAGCACUUGGAGCUCCCUGGGGAAGAGGUAGGAGAGGUAGGAAGCGCUAGGCAGGAGUGGAGAUUAUCCGAGAUGUUCAAUUAAUUUCCCCUGAUCCCACCACGGGCCACAGUGUACCAGGAUCUCAACCCCACCCCCUCCCCCAGGGUCUGUCUAGUCCAUUUACUACACUCUGUGGGAAGGGGCGGGAUGGUCUAGAUUUGAUGUUACAUUUAUGACACUGAGAUACAUAUUGUAAAUAAGAAAAGAAAAUGAGAUGUUGGGAUGCCUAAAACAGUUUGCAAUUAAUUUUUUUGAUUAAAAAUCCAUUUUAAAAGA
Molecule: messenger RNA, 2574 nt
Organism: Hypanus sabinus (Atlantic stingray)
Lineage: Eukaryota; Metazoa; Chordata; Chondrichthyes; Myliobatiformes; Dasyatidae
Product: ceramide synthase 2-like
Exons: 12
Coding region: 296-1423 (375 amino acids)
Biological process (GO): ceramide biosynthetic process
Cellular component (GO): membrane
Molecular function (GO): DNA binding; sphingosine N-acyltransferase activity
Source: RefSeq, a predicted model, not a curated record